AUGAAGUUCUUUCCCAUUCGAAUUUUUACAGUUUUACAGGCGACAGAGGCGAUCGAUCUUUAUAAAAGUGUUGGAUUUGUGAGCGAAGAUUUAACAAGAAAAAUUGAGCAAGGAUUUGGUAAAAGAUCCAACAAUGUCGAAAUGCACAUGAACAAUCAAAUCUCAAAAUGGCGGCCAGACAUCCGCAAUCCAAUAUCAUCCGAGUCCUCAGAAAUCACAUCAUUUCGCACAAACUUCACAAAGCAGCUUGAUGAUCUUGCAAAGAACGUAGACAGAGAAAUAGCCAACACAGAAGCCGCCGUAAAAGAGAUCAAAGAAGCACUGAAGAGAAGUAUUGGCAAGUUCAACUGGUCUUCAGAGAAAUCAAGCAAGGGCGCGGCUUGGGAAAAUGAAACUUAUUACAAUGCCGGCUAUGUUAAUACAGAUGAAGAUGAUAAGUACAGCUCGCUGCGCAACAUGACGAUUUCGAAUAUGCAGCAGGACAAAUGCUUUGCGAAUGGGGAGAUAGAUGUUUCGUUUGACCAGUCAGCAGUCCACGUACCUUUCAAUGUCUAUUCUUUAUCAACCGAAGUUGUCAGGGGAGCGACGUACACUAAGGAACUCGACCAAAACUUCUAUCAAAACAUCCGCAAAGGCCGCGUCUCAAGCUGGCAAUAUUUCGCCUCGUCUUCUGGCUUCACUAGAUUUUACCCAACUCCGCAGUGGAAGAGGAAGGACGAGUUUGACAGACCUAUCGACUACGACGCGCGUUUCGAACAUUGGUACAUUGGGACGAUCAAUUACCCCAAAGAGGUCGUCAUUGCCCUCGAUGCGUCGGGCUCAAUGAAAGGUUAUCGUCAAAUUCUAGCGACGCUAACGAUACGAAAUAUCAUCGAGAGCUUGACUUCAAAGGAUUACUUCACAAUCAUCAGCUACAAUGAUCAAACGCGAUUCGUACAUCCGUGCUACGAGAACAAACUCUUCCGUGCAACGGACAAAGUCAAAGCUGAAUUCGCCGUUCGAUUGCAGAAAGUGGAAACGACGGGAGUAGCAAAUUUUACGUCUGCCCUUGAAACUGGCUACCGAGUGCUCAAGAACUCGAACCGGCCAGUGAGCACAUCGCGCGCCAUGCUCUUCGUAACGGAUGGGGUUUUGUCGCAGGAUCUCGCUCGCUUCAAUGAAGUAAAAAAGUCGAUCGGAAUGAUGGAAGUGGAAAUGCAUAAUAUAAGAAUAUUCACUUAUCUAAUCGGGAAAGACAUCAAAUAUGCAUCUCGCCUGAAAAAAAUAGCUUGUACUCAUUGCGGUUACUUCUCGCAUGUCGCUUCUCCUGCUGAUGUGAAAGAAAAUGUCAUGAAGUUUUACCACGUGAUGAAUAGACAGCUUGCCAAUGCCAAAAACUCCUAUUAUCAAGCAAUGGAUUUGAUCUUGUUCAAAGCCAUUUUUUUAAAACUGAUCAAAAUCCGACACUUAGCCCCAAAAUGGAGCGAAGUCUACUCUAAAACGUCAAUAGGAGGGGUAGAUGUUCAGGAUAUGAUACUGUCCAGCACAGUUGGAAUUUACAGAACUGACGUGGAAAAGCCAGAUAUAACACGGCUCUUUGGAGUGGCCGGAGUCGAUUUACCGCUGUGGAAAAUUUCAAGGCAUUUCAAGGCGAUGAACAUGGCCCCGAAUUCUCGGCAGUUUCUUCUCAACAAAAGCGGCUUCGUAAUAAUUCAUCCCUACCUUCAAGAUACCAUCGAUGAGAUGACCGUUCGGCGAUCCUAUCGAAGCAUGUCUCUCCACCAGCUCGAGUACAUUUCGGAUCCAAACUGGGUUCAGGAUUUUCGACUGAUACUACACAAAAUGAGCAGAAAAAAUUAUCUUGAGUUCAAAAAUGUUCCAGUAAAAAUGCCUCUUGAUUGCGUUGGAAACCCAACAUGCGAUAGAAGGGACCCAGAGUGCUACUACGAUCAUUGCCAAAGAUUCCUCUUUUCUCAGACGACAUUUCAAUUUCAAAAGAUCAGCGGUGGUUUCAUCGUCGGCCAGGCGAUUCCGAGCGAACAUGCGAACACGAAUAUUGGCUUGUCGCGAAAGUUUAGAUCUGAUAAAACAAGUUUUGUUGGAGGGAACACAUGCAACUCGAAUUAUCGAACACGUACGCCAAGGCAGGACUAUCUCUGUGAGCUUCUAAGGGAACUAAGAAAUGCCAAUCAGAUCUCUUUGCCAAACCAAUGGAGAUACUGUUCUCGAAAGAAGACGGCUACGAGACGUGACGAUUGUCGCGAUUUCACUCAGAAAGAAGCUCUGACUGAGUACUUGACUGAAAGAAACCCGCGAUUCGAGUGCGAAGAAAAUAUGAUCGACGCACUUCUGUAUGAUGUCAAGAUCACGUCCAGCUUGAUCAAUAUUUGGUCUGAUGUGUUCAGGGAUCAAAAUGACAACGCAAGACUUAUGAUUGACUUUGGCUUUUGCUUGACCAGAAGUGGCUUGAUCAGAUUUCUCGACAACUCGCCUCAGGGACAACAAAAAUCAAUUACGGCUCUGGAUGAUUAUGGACGCUUUUCCAAAUCUGGAUAUCCUCUGUAUUACCAGAAGACAGUUGGAUAUCCUUCGAAAACUUACAUCUUCACGAUGUCUCCAAUCAGUGAUUCGUUUCUUAUGACAAGGGCGUAUUAUGUUGGCGAGAAUUCUAAGAUCCAGGAAAACGAAUAUGCUCCAAUGAUGAUAACUGGCUUUCAAGUCAAGAAUAAGUACCUUCUGGGAAUGAUAAGAGAAAAACUCAAUCAUCGGCAAAUAUUCGAUGCGGUUGGCGGAAGUCCUUGCGGCGACUGGAACAAGCCAAACGAGCAGUGCUCGGGUGGUUAUAGGUGUUUUGUUAUUGAUGACUUUGGCUACGUAUACCUGAGCUCGAGGGCAACCGAUGAGGUUGGUAAGCACUUGGGAACAGUGGACCCUACUUUGUUCGAAACGAUGAUCACCGACCCGCCAAAACUCUUUCAAAAAUUCGAGUUUCGCAAUUAUCAAAGUACCAGCAGACAGAACCAAACCAACAGUCCCAUUUUAUUGGAUUUGGAGGAUCAGAUCAAUUCGGAUUUUCAUAUCGAUAGAAGCUGCAUCAAAGACUACACGAUCUAUCAAUUCAACCGACGAUCUGAUACUUCCAGUGAUUAUACUACUGUUUGUCCGGGACCAUCAAAAUUUCCAGGAGAUCCCAUCGAUCAAUGCUACGAGCGAAAAUUCGCGCUUCGCCCAAUCUUUUCUACGAAUCUUCUCAUGCUUUGGGUUCAAUGCUGCGAUACUGGCGACGAAACGGUAGAAGGGCCAAAUAAUGGAGUUCGAAAUAAUUGCAUCGAGCCACGUAACUUUACGCAGACGCUGAAAGCCCAGGAAGUGGCAGAGAGCGAGGAGCAAUUUUGCGAACUUGCGCAAGAUCAAGCUGAAGAUCUGCAGAGUACAGAGAUGAUCGAUAAUAUCGAAAAAGUCGAAAGCGUCAGUUUCGCCAAGCAAUUAGGUUGCUCGGGCUGUGCCUUUCAAGUAAUCAAUUUAUCACUUUUCUUCCUACUUCUUCUUCACUGCCUUAAUUAA
Molecule: messenger RNA, 3543 nt
Organism: Oikopleura dioica
Lineage: Eukaryota; Metazoa; Chordata; Appendicularia; Copelata; Oikopleuridae
Source: the annotation of a GenBank genome assembly